Molecule: messenger RNA, 956 nt
Organism: Monodelphis domestica (gray short-tailed opossum)
Lineage: Eukaryota; Metazoa; Chordata; Mammalia; Didelphimorphia; Didelphidae
Gene: SEC61B
Product: SEC61 translocon subunit beta
Biological process (GO): intracellular protein transport
Cellular component (GO): Sec61 translocon complex
Source: RefSeq, a predicted model, not a curated record
AGUUUCUCAGACCCAUCUUCUCGGUGCGAAUGGCUCCGCCCUCUUUGGGGCUUGCAUUAAUUUGGACACGUUAGCCAUAAAUUGAGGGUGUCUAAUAUAUUGCCAGAAAUCCUCAUGAGUGUUUUUAAAUGUGGCUGCUUUUUCCAGCGGGUGUAACUAAUUCUCAUAUACUUUCCAUUCCUCACCAUGGAGAAGGGAUACCAUAACAUCUGGCCUCUUUUGGCUCUCUUUUAAGAUUCUGCCUAUUUUACAUCAGGCAUUUUAAAAACCACUACAGGAAGUGGUGAGACUCCCCCCUCCAACUCCCCAGUUAAGCUGAGUCCCAGUCUCUUCUGCUUAUAUUAACUGCCACAGCUGGAAGGUGUCUACCUUUGUGUGUUGCCUCUUCAACUACAGUUAUGCCGGGCCCUACUCCCAGUGGUACGAACGUGGGCGCCUCAGGCCGGUCUCCCAGCAAAGCUGUGGCUGCCCGAACCGCGGGAUCCACAGUCAGGCAAAGGAAAAAUGCCAGCUGUGGGACAAGGAGUGCUGGCCGUACUACUUCAGCAGGCACAGGCGGGAUGUGGAGGUUCUACACUGAAGAUUCCCCUGGGCUCAAAGUUGGUCCUGUUCCAGUAUUGGUAAUGAGUCUUCUGUUCAUUGCUUCAGUAUUUAUGUUGCAUAUUUGGGGCAAGUACACACGUUCAUAGACUCAGCUGCAUCCAUCUUUCUGUCAACAAUUAUAUUCUGGACCAAAAGCUUGGUGGACUUUAUAUGCAUGGAGAGAGAAGUUUUUUCAAAGCUUACUGUUUUAUAAGGAAUUAAAAUAUAUACGUUGAUUUUUCAACACCUUUAAAAAUUUGUCUAUUUAAAAUUCCUUUGUAUUAAGUCUGUUUUCUGAAGCCCAUCUGUCACAAGUUUCAUAUGCCUAAAAGAUUUGCAGGUUAGGCAUAAUAAAAUGGCAUGUACAAAUGGAA